Molecule: messenger RNA, 294 nt
Organism: Chenopodium quinoa (quinoa)
Lineage: Eukaryota; Viridiplantae; Streptophyta; Magnoliopsida; Caryophyllales; Amaranthaceae
Product: 21.9 kDa heat shock protein-like
Exons: 1
Coding region: 1-294 (97 amino acids)
Biological process (GO): protein complex oligomerization; response to hydrogen peroxide; protein folding
Source: RefSeq, a predicted model, not a curated record
AUGGUCAAGACGGAGUGGAGGCGAACCCUUAUAGCAUACGUAAUAAGGACCGAUGUUCCCGGAAUGAAUAGGGGAGAAAUUGAUGUCAAAGUCGAUAACACAAGCCGUACUAUAGUGGUUAGUGGAACACGUCGAAAACCGUUCGAAAAAGUUGUCUUAGCCACCCUUGUCGAUGAAAAGAGAUACGGUUAUUUCUGGAGGCGUUUUAAUAUACCUGACAGGGUUGCUAAUUUCGAUAAAGUUGAAAUUUUUAUUUGGGAUGGUGUCUUGUUUAUCUCCGUGUUCACUAGUUAG